This is a messenger RNA of Cottoperca gobio, 995 nucleotides long. Its product is annotated as KIAA1143 ortholog. The transcript has 3 exons. Bases 118 to 642 code for a protein of 174 amino acids. NCBI's taxonomy places the organism in Eukaryota, Metazoa, Chordata, Actinopteri, Perciformes, Bovichtidae. The record is from RefSeq and is a predicted model, not a curated record.
ACCGUCACGUGACUCGCAGCGGCACAUCUUGAUGACGUACAUCAUGUUUUGGUGAAACCGUGCUUAUCGAGUCUGUUCAGGCCUAUAUUUUAUUGCUGUGUUUAUAACUCGUCUACAAUGAACAGAAGCAAGGCCAGCGGCGUGUCGUGGGUGAAACCAGCGGAACCGUCAUUUCUGAAGAAGUUUAAAAAGGAUGUUGGUUAUAAAGAAGGACCGACUGUUGAUACGAAGCUCCAGACGAUGCCCACACUGGAUGAUGACAGUGGGAGUGAUCGGGAGGAUGAGCUCCCUCAGGUUGUGGUUCUAAAAGGAGGAGACCUGAGUGCAGAGGACGUGAAGAAGAUCAAGGAGGACAUGAGUCCUGCAGACAAAGAUGAAGCACCUCCUUCUGAUGGUAAAAUCCUGUUUAAGAAACCAGCCAAGCGCUCCUCCUCAGACAAAUUCCAGGGCAUCACUGCCAGCUCCAGCAAAAAGAAGAAGAGUGAUGAAGGGGAGGACGAGGAGGAAGAGGAGGAGGUGGUGGUGAAGAAAGAGGUGAAGGAGGUGAAAAAGGAGGUGAAGAAGGAGAUGAAGUCUGGAAAGAAAGUUAAAAAUAACAGCCUUCUGUCAUUUGGAGGGGAUGAGGAGGAAGAUGAGGACUAAAUGUUACUGGUGAAAUGUAAGAACGUCAUUAACCCCUGUGACAGAAAGUGACAUUGGAAUAUAAUUGGUCAAAUGUUUUAUAAUAUUGACGAAUAGGAACGGGGGUAAAAUCAACAGACAUUGUAUUCUUGACUGAUAUUGUCUGGAGUUCAUCAACAGUGUGCAGCCUGUCCAUUCUGUAGUGUUUUCUAAGGACAGUGCCAGUAUUUCUUCAUGUCUAAGCCCGCUGACUACAAAUAGUCUAUACUUGAUAUUACUGACAACUGUUUUUUUCAUUUUAGUACACUGUAAAAAUCAACUUGCAGAGAUUCAAUUUUCUUGAAUAACAAUAACAAAGAACAUCUUGAAUACUC